Ornithorhynchus anatinus (platypus) is the source of this 4819-nucleotide messenger RNA. It is a transcript of the gene SLC7A5, whose product is annotated as solute carrier family 7 member 5. The record is from RefSeq and is a predicted model, not a curated record. Gene Ontology annotation, molecular function: L-amino acid transmembrane transporter activity; neutral L-amino acid transmembrane transporter activity. Lineage: Eukaryota; Metazoa; Chordata; Mammalia; Monotremata; Ornithorhynchidae. Gene Ontology annotation, cellular component: membrane. Gene Ontology annotation, biological process: amino acid transmembrane transport; neutral amino acid transport.
CCUCCUCCUCUCCCCCGGCUCCGGGCCCCGUCCCGGUGCUGCUGCGGGUGCCCGCCCCCUCCGCGCCCCUGUCGUCGCCGUUGGCGGAGGCGACGGCGGCGGCCACGAUGUCGGGCCCGGCCAAGAAGCGUCGCUCCCCGGGCUCCCCGCCUUGGCCUGAGCCGGGGGCGGCGGAGGAGGAGCGGCAGGCUCGGGAGAAGAUGCUGGGCGGCCGGGCGGAGGAGGGCGGGGACGGGGUGGCCUGGCAGCGGUCCAUCCCCUGCUCAACGGCGUGGCCAUCAUGCGUCGGCACCAUCGUGGGGUCGGGCAUCUUCGUGACGCCCACGGGCGUGCUGAAGGAGGCGGGCUCCCCGGGGCUGGCCCUGCUGGUCUGGGCCGUGUGCGGGGUCUUAUCCAUCGUGGGCGCCCUGUGCUACGCCGAGCUGGGCACCCACCAUCACCAAAGUCCGGCGGCGACUACGCCCUACAUGCUGGAGGUCUACGGCUCCCUGCGCUUCCUCAAGCUCUGGAUCGAGCUGCUCAUCAUCCGGCCCUCGUCGCAGUACAUCGUGGCCCUCGUCUUCGCCACCUACCUCCUCAAGCCCCUCUUCCCCACCUGCCCGGUGCCCGAGGACGCCGCCAAGCUGGUCGCCUGCCUCUGCGUCCUGCUACUGACAGCGGUGAAUUGCUAUAGCGUCAAGGCUGCCACGCGGGUCCAAGAUGCCUUUGCAGCAGCAAAACUCCUGGCUCUUGCCUUGAUCAUUCUCCUUGGCUUUGUCCAACUUGGGAAGGGUAAUGUGUCUAACCUGAAUCCAGAGUUCUCAUUCGAAGGUACCAAUUUAGAUGUUGGAAAUAUCGUGCUGGCUCUGUACAGUGGCCUCUUUGCCUACGGUGGCUGGAAUUACUUGAAUUUUGUCACAGAGGAGAUGAUAAACCCCUACAGAAACUUGCCUCUGGCCAUCAUCAUUUCGCUGCCUGUGGUCACCUUGGUCUAUGUCCUCACUAACCUGGCUUACUUCACCACGCUGUCCACGGAGCAAAUGCUGACAUCGGAAGCUGUGGCGGUGGACUUUGGCAACUAUCAUCUAGGAGUAAUGGCCUGGAUCAUUCCUGUCUUUGUGGGAUUGUCCUGCUUUGGCUCUGUCAAUGGAUCCCUUUUCACAUCUUCUAGGUUGUUCUUCGUGGGAUCCCGGGAGGGCCACCUGCCUUCGGUUCUGUCCAUGAUCCAUCCUCGACUCCUUACACCGGUGCCAUCCCUCAUAUUCACAUGUGCCAUGACCCUACUCUACGCCUUCUCCAAUGACAUCUUCUCUGUAAUCAACUUCUUCAGCUUCUUCAACUGGCUCUGUGUGGCCCUGGCGAUCACUGGCAUGAUUUGGCUGCGUUUUAAGAAACCAGAAUUGGAGAGACCCAUCAAGGUAAAUCUCAUCUUACCCAUCUUCUUCAUUCUGGCCUGCCUGUUCCUGAUAGCAGUUUCCUUCUGGAAAACUCCAGUGGAAUGUGCCAUUGGUUUUGUCAUCAUCCUCAGUGGGAUCCCUAUCUACUUCUUCGGGGUUUGGUGGAAAAACAAGCCCAAGUGGCUCCUCCAAGGCAUCUUUUCUAUAACAGUCCUGUGCCAGAAGCUCAUGGAAGUAGUCCCACAGGAAUCAUAAGCAGAAGAGAAGAGACACCGAGGGAGAGAAAAUGCACAAUUAUUAUUUUGAAAGUCUAAAAAACAAAUUUCCACUCCCUUGUCAAAUCAAUGUCACCAUCCAGUCACCUGGGUGACAGCUAUCCACCCCUUUGAGGCCUCCUUCUUCUUCUCUCUCCCUCUCCCCAACCAGGCAGCUGAGUGGUGCUCUGAAGAACUCAUGGUACGAAUUUAGUCCAGGAAUCAUUUCCACUAGAUACCUCCGAUGGGCCUCCAGAGCCAUGCGAAAAAUCAUCACAGAUUAUUAGGGAUAAGACUCUGUGUUUGAUGGCUGGACUUCAUUUUAUUGGGUGGGUGUUUUCUCCCUCCCCACCCACCCAGUUUUGUUUUAUUUUUAUGUUGUUGUUUUUUUAAAUUAGGACUAGUGGAUGCCACUGAUGUGAAUUAUUUUUUGGAAGGGGUGGGGUGGAGAGAGAAAACAUUUUUUUUCCAGUGUUGCCAAUAGUACACAUGUGCUCUGGAAGGAACCAACCCUCCCUUUCCCACCGCCCCCAUCACCAAGUGACACAACACUCCUCUGUCCCAUUCUUUUUUCUAAUGCAACCCAGUGCUGCCGAUAUUACUGUUACAAGCUGCAGGGAAGGGAAUCUUCCUUAGACCAAACACUUCUGGGCACAAGUGGAUGAAACUACUGAGACUAGAGACAAUCCUAGUUUUAAAUGUGGACUUGCACUGAUUUUUGACUGUGUUUGACAUCCCCAUGUCUGUCACCCAGCAGUGAUAUUUUCUUUUUUUGGGGUGGGGGGGUUAUUGACAUAAACAUAGUGAUGCUAGUUAAACUGUAAUCCACUGGAUUUAUGUUUGUUGUCUUGAUGACAUAGAUAAUUCCCUCUCCUUUGUCGACUCUGUAAAAAAAAAAGGCAAUAAUUGAGUAAGCCACAACCUCCCAAAUAGAAAUUCUUGCAGGACCUAAUAGCUGUUAACUACAAAAGUUGUUUGCUAGACAGAUCCAUGGUCUACCCUAGGAGCUCCUUGGCCAGCAUCCCAGGAGCGAAAGGAAAAUGGGAAAUGGGAAAAUGGGUUGAGGUGGUGAGAUCCAAAGAGUUCUCUGAGGAACCACUGAAGAUGUCUUCUGUAUUACCUUGGUUCACCCCUCAGACAGCCAGUUGUUCCAGACCUGUGCUCCUGUUCACACAGAGCUAGAUUGCAUGAGCAUGGAUCCCUCUGCACCCGGUAUACGUGCCAGCUAUUCCUCUGAACCUGUGCGUGUUCCAGGGAAUUGAUUUCAGAGGUUUGUUACCUUCCAAGUCAAGAGCACAGCAUUAGUUCACCUGGCAGACUCUCACUGAACAUGCUCCAAAUCUUAGAUGAUCCUUAGAUCUGGGGCACCAACAAGCGAAAGUGUUGAUGCUUACGUGGGUGCUUGCAGGGUCGUGUGUGUGCUGUCCCUUGAGCGUCAGUAAAAUCUUCCUAUUGUGAACUUCCCACCCCUGAUGCAGGUGAAAUUGGCAAGCAUCAUGUCUGUUGGCUGUGCCCCAGACGGGCUGUGGGUUGCAAUGGUGAAACUUGGAAGCGAAGUCUAGGUGGGAGAACAGUUUGUGUGCUCCAUUUUACCACUUCUUGCAGGAGAAUGGCUAUGCCCCAUGCACCCAGAUGGCACUGAGUAAGUAGGUGAGGGUGACAUUCUCUGCUCAGCUUCAUGCUCUCUUUCAAGGAGUACCAGUCCCUGGAGUUGCAUUUAGAUGCCUGUUAAGAAGGUUUGGUACUCUCCCCCCAAACUAGGUGCCUUCUCAGGCUUCCUGUAGGGAAAGAGAUUUCACUUGGACCCCUCGAGUGUAAAUACCUACAUGCAUAUACUGUUCCAUCACCCUGUUCUACACAUUGAAUUAGGAAUGGCCAGGAAUGGAAGGAAUCUGUCGCUUUACAUAGAAGGAACUUAAAUCUUUAGUAUCUUUAGUAGGCUCUUUUAAGCCUUAGCUGCAACUUGAUUGCCCCCUCUUUUUUACACAAUUAAAUAAAAGCAUGGAAAACUCCAGUGGGAGGAGAAUGCAUCCCUUUAGAUUUCAGGCCAUUUAGGCUCCCUUUCCUGCUUCCUUAGUUGGGAGGAAGCUGGUGAUUUGCCACUGUUCUGAAAUGACUUGGUCUGUGGCAUCGGGAAUGGUGAUGGAAAGCAGAAUUUGGAGAGAAUGUUCGGAAAUAAGGAAAGAGAUACAGUUCAAAUGGUCAGCUAGACCAAGUGGAUAAAGAUCCCCCAGGAAAAUAGAGUCUGGAGUUUACCAAAGUUGUAUGACAUUAAUACUCUCUCAUUCCUACCUUACUGUCCACUAGUUUUCUUAGCCAACAGUAUGAAGGUGGGACCAGGGAUCAGUGGGUUUCAGAAAAACAAUACUGGUAUGAGUUGCCUCCAGAGAAGAAGGCUCCACUCUCAUAGACUGUGUCAUCUAGAUGCACUAACAUCAAACCAACUUGGGACUGCGUGUCCUCUAAAUGGCCACUUUGACACCAAUUCCAAGUUCUAGUCAGUUUUUUUCAUAUGACUCUCAUGUGGCACCGUGGCCCAUUUUCUACCUCUUUCCUGUUUUAAUUGUAGAUUUCUUUUCUGCAGAACACAUGUAAAGUCCAAGCCACAUCUCUGGUGAAGUUGGAGCAUGUAGCAUAAAAUUAGCACAAUUAAGCAUCAUCUCCAAGUGUGAGAUUAUGAUUUUGGUGUAGGAAUCCACGGGGAGGCAAUUUUGUUCAAAGUAAUCCCCCGAUCAGGAAGCACAUGAUUUAAUUUGCAGACUCUGAUGUGUGCAACGCAGGGAGACAAUGUCACUAUUUAUUUAAAGCCAAGGGGCUCUCAACUGCUAAAGGCCGAGGAACCCUAUGGUUCUGUUCCAAACUCCGUGUAUCAGUUUCCUUUUUUGCUCCGUUUGACCCUACUAUGAGGCUGUAAGGAAAAUACUCAUUGGAGCCAGCCUCUUUCUGUAGGAAAAGAAUGAAUGAAUUUGUAAGGAUGAUGCAAGCGAUCCAUCUUUCCCUGGUGUUACUAUAAUGUUAUAUCUUGCCUUUACUGUGGGAUAUGAAAGGAUAUACUUUAGAAAAUUCCCUCCCUCUUGUGUGAACAUAAUAAGUCCCGACAUUGUUUAUCGAAGUGAAUCUAGUGCAACUGGUUACUAAAACUUGUGUGAAAACAGAGGGGGGUGAUUAAAAAAAAUGUGUUCAACUUUU